UCUCAGUUGUCGGUGAGGCCGGCGGGGCGGAUCCCACAUAUUUCAGAGUGAUAAGCAACAAAUAAGGCAACACGACAGAAACAAUAAUAAAAACACCUCGACCUCUUCGUAUAUUUAAAUAGCGAGCUACUUCGGUGGAUUCACAACACAAAAGAUGCCCUCAGCUAUGAAUGCAAAUGGGACCGUGCAGUCUGCCAGCCCUGAGGUGGGAUCCGCUCCAGGCUUAAUGGGCAAUGCUGGCGGACAGUCCGAUGUUAUGAAGCAAGUCCUGUGUGUCAUCGACAAAAAGGCCCGCAACAUGGAAAAGAAAAAGAGCAAAUUGGAUGAUUAUCAAAUCAGGAAGGAUAAAGGCGAAAGACUGAAUCAGGACCAGCUGGAAGCCCUCUCCAAGUAUCAGGAAGUUCUAAAUAAUUUGGAAUUUGCCAAAGAAUUGCAAAAGACAUUUAUUCUACUUGGCCAAGAUAUCCAGAAGGGAGUGAAGAAGUUGGCGCGGCGAGAGCAGCUACUCCGGGAGGAGGCAGAGCAGCGGAGGCUGAAGUCAGUCCUGGAGCUGCAGUACCUCCUCGAUCGACUGGGGGACGAGACUGUGCGACAGGACCUGAAGCAGGGAGCUGGAGGCUCACCUUUGAUAACAGACACAGAACUUUCUGCUUUUGAUGAGUUCUACAAGUUAGUGGGGCCAGACCGAGACCAAAACAUUCGGUUGGUUGACCAGUAUGAAGAGGCAUCGGUACAUCUCUGGGAUCUGAUGGAGGGGAAGGACAAGGCUGUGGUUGGGACAACAUACAAAGCGCUGAAGGAAACCUUGGACCAGCUUUUGUUGAGUGGUUACUUCGACAAGACGACAGCUACUCACCAAAAUGGCGUGUGUGAGGUGGAGGAAGAGGAGAGGGAAGAGGCAGAGCUGGUCGCUGCCGCAGCAGUGUCGACGGCGUCCGUCACUGAAUCGUCCGAGGCAGAAGAGCAGCCUGUCGACACAGAAACAGAAAUAAUUGAGGAAUUUGUGGAGCCAAUAGCCGUGGAGACGACAGAGUUUGUAAAUAGACAGUUCAUUCCAGACGGCACAUACAAUGGUGAAAAAGAGCAGGGGGAUGAGUGGACCACAGACUCAGAGUCUCAGCCUGUUAAUGCGAUGCAGCAGCUGCCGGUGCAGCCGGCCCCAACCCCCAUCGCCAUGGAUGCCCACACCCUGAACUUGGCCUCUGCUGUCCCUCCACCAGACCCCAUGGCCAGGAAGCAGGUGGUCCAGGACCUGAUGGCACAAAUGCAGGGAACCUACAACUUCAUGCAGGACUCCAUGCUGGAGUUUGACGGGCAGCCCAUUGACCCCGCCAUCGUAUCAGCUCAGCCCAUGAAGCCCGCGCAGAACAUGGACCUGCCCCAGAUGGUGUGUCCUCCAGUUCAUCCAGACCCCCGACUGGCCCAGCCCAACCCUGUUCCUGUCCAGCCUGAACCUACGCAGAUCCCCAUCGUCGCCCGGACACCACCACCCAUGUAUCAGGCCUCACAUACGCCGGAUCCCCGACCCUCCACGGAAUCAAUGGACCCCAUUCAGACUUCCAUGUCCUUGUCGUCGGAGCAGCCUCCCCCCUCCUCAGCACUCCCUCCCGCCUCUCAGACGCAGGUGUUCCAGCCGGUGUCCAAAUCUCCUCACAGCAGCGGCAUCAAUGUAAACGCGGCACCAUUCCAGUCAAUGCAGACAGUGUUCAACCUCAACGCGCCAGUGCCACCAGCCAAUGAGAGCGAGGCCAUGAACCCGGCAAGCCAGUACCAGAACACCUUCAACCCGUCGUUCAGCCCCCAGCCGCAACAUCCCGUGGACCAGACAGAGAUCCAGCCCGAGCAGUUGCAGUCUGUGGGAUCCUUCCAUUCCCAAGACCAGUCAGGAGGCCACCAGCAGGCGUCUGUGCAGGGCAGUGGCUUCAACAGACAGCCGCAGUCCUUCUACAACAGCAGGGGGAUGUCAAGAGGUGGACCUCGCAAUGCCCGGGGCGUCAUCAAUGGCUACAGAGGCUCUUCCAACGGCUUCAGAGGUGGCUACGAUGGUUACCGUCCACCCUUUGCCAAUCCUCCCAACUCUGGCUACGGGCAGACUCAGUUCAACACGCCCCGGGACUAUUCAAAUGGCAGUUAUCAGAGGGAUGGAUACCAGCAGAACUACAAGCGCGGCGCUGGUCAGGGCCCCAGAGGGCCGUCGAGAGGCAGCACUCAGGCGCUGAGAUCCUGAAAAGCCUUUUAAAAUGACUGUGACUGAUUUUAUUUGCACCACACUGAAAAUUCAAACAUCCACCCCCCGCUCCCUCCCCACCACUUCAGUUUCUUCUCUGUAUCCAUCAGUGGUAUUUCUCCAUCUUCAAUCAGCUCUGGCCGCUUUGAUUCUGGAAGUGUAGAAAUCAAUAAUCCGAACACAAGCAAAGCUGUGAACCCAACUAUUGGUUGACACAAGCGGUUAAACAAUGUUCCUGUAAACUUGAAAUAUUUCAUAACUUAUUUUUUUUUGUAUCGUGCCUGCCACUGCUGGUCCAACCCCGGAGGGUUCAACUCCCAUUCUCCGUUCUUUUGGUUCUUUAAAAAGAAGUUUUUAUGUUCAACAAGCUCCCAUUCUUUGUAAAUUGAUGUCGCCUCGAGAGUUUCAAUAAAGUUGUGUUGCAUA
Molecule: messenger RNA, 2653 nt
Organism: Synchiropus splendidus (mandarinfish)
Lineage: Eukaryota; Metazoa; Chordata; Actinopteri; Syngnathiformes; Callionymidae
Gene: caprin1b
Product: cell cycle associated protein 1b
Exons: 18
Coding region: 155-2227 (690 amino acids)
Cellular component (GO): cytoplasm
Molecular function (GO): RNA binding
Source: RefSeq, a predicted model, not a curated record